This is a messenger RNA of Marmota flaviventris (yellow-bellied marmot), 1812 nucleotides long. Lineage: Eukaryota; Metazoa; Chordata; Mammalia; Rodentia; Sciuridae. The record is from RefSeq and is a predicted model, not a curated record.
AUGGCCUGGAAGUCCGGACCUGAAAAACCAGCGGAAAACACGAGGCUUCAGGGCAAGGUGUGGGACUAUGGUGAAGGGCGGCUCGCCCGGGUCGCCAGCCCUGCGGCUGCGGUGUCUUCCACCCCUGAAUCUGCCUUAGAUCAUGAGAACUGCCAAGAAGACAGAGCACAGGAAGAAGUGCCAUUGGUCAGCAAUCCCCAGGACAGCAAGUGUUUGUUGUUUCAGAAGCUGGUGAUGUUUGAGGACAUAGCUGUGUACUUUACCCAGAAGGAAUGGAUGUGUUUAAUUCCUGCUCAGAGGGACCUCUAUAGGAAUGUGAUGCUGGAGAAUUAUCAGAAUUUGCUUUCUCUAGAUCCAGGUGUUAGAACCAAGAUUGGGGAUGAAAAAUCAACUGAAAAACUAAUGUUUGAAAAUAAGGAGGCACACUGGGUCAUGAAAAGUACCCAGAAGAAUCAGUGUGGAAAAUCCAUAGGAGAAACACUGAAAAAUAAGAAUGAAAAUUCUAGGAAGGUGAAUGACAAAGCUAAGAAAAUUAUGAUGGAUGUGUCAGAACUAAAAGGUAAAGAUCUAAAGGAAAGUUUGACUGAAAACUUGGAAUAUGUCAUAUGUAAGAGAGUUCCUAAUGGGUGUAGUUUCUGUGAAUGUAGCACAGGUUGUGAAAAUACCUGUUGGCAGUCAGACCUUAUUCUUCAUGAGGAAAUGCAUGUCAAAGAGAAAGCUUGUGAAUGUGAUGAAUGUGGAAAAGGUUUCAGGGUGUCCUCAGCUCUUACCUUACAUAAAAGAAUCCACAGUGGUGAGAAGCCUUACACAUGUGAUGACUGUGGGAAAGCCUUCAGCCAGAGCUCUGCCCUAACCCAACAUAAAAGAAUCCACAGUGGGGAGAGACCAUAUAUGUGUGACCAGUGCCACAAAGCCUUCAAUGGGAGCUCAGAUCUUAUUAAACACAAGAGAAUUCACACUGGAGAGAAACCUUAUGAAUGUGGGGACUGUGGGAAGUCCUUUAGGAAUAUCUCGGCCCUCACUGAACAUCACCGAAUCCAUACUGGAGAGAAACCUUUCGAAUGUAAUGAAUGCUGGAAGGCCUUCAGUAGCAGGAAUUGUCUUACCAUGCAUCAGAAAAUUCACACUGGGGAGAAGCCUUAUGAAUGUAGUGAAUGUGGCAAGGCCUUCCAGUUUAGGCACUGCCUUACCAUGCAUCAGAGGAUCCACACUGGAGAGAAACCCUAUGAAUGUACAGAGUGUGGGAAGGCCUUUAGUGGUAGUUCAGACCUUACCAAACACAAGAGAAUCCACACUGGAGAAAAGCCUUACCAGUGUGCUGAGUGUGGGAAGGCUUUCAGUUGCAGCUCUGACCUUACCAAACAUAAAAUAAUUCACACUGGGGAGAAACCAUAUAGUUGUAAUCAGUGUGGAAAGGCCUUUGGUGGGAAGUCAGACCUUACCAAACAUAAACGAAUCCACACUGGGGAGAAGCCUUAUGAGUGUCAAGAGUGUGGAAAAGCCUUCAGUUAUAGCUCAGGCCUUAGACACCACAAGAAAGUCCAUAAUGGAGAGAAACCCUUUGAAUGUAAUGAGUGUGGGAAGACCUUUCAUCAAAGCUCAGAACUCAAUGUACACAAAAGACUCCACACGGGAGAAAAACCAUAUAAAUGUGAAAAGUGUGGGAAAACUUUCAGGGUGAGCUCAGAUCUCAAUGGGCAUAAAAUAAGAAAGCAUACUAAGGAGAAAUCCCCUGAGUUUGCAGAUGAAAAAUCAUUGAGUCCAAUAUGCUUUCCUCAACCUUAUGCACAUCUACCUCCUUGCAGCAGUUGA